UGUACAAACAUGGCGGGACUGGAAUCGAUGAUUGUGGAGGAAAAACAGCAACCGAUUAAAACGGUAGAUCGGGAAAAGACAUGUCCACUGCUGUUGCGUGUGUUCUGCUCGACCGGACGUCACCAUUCGACGAGCGAGUACGCGUACGGCAAUGUACCCUCGAACGAGCUACAGAUCUACACCUGGAUGGAUGCAACGUUACGAGAACUGACGACGCUGGUGCGUGAUGUAAAUCCAGAAACGCGUCGUAAGGGUACGUACUUCGACUUUGCCGUCGUUUAUCCGGACCGUGGAUCUACGUACCGUAUGCGCGAGAUCGGUGUUACCUGUUCCGGCCAGAAGGGGGCCGAUGAUGCUAAAACGUUAGCGCAGGCCAAGUUUACCAUCGGUGAUUUUAUGGACAUUAACAUUACGCCACCGAACCGUAUUCCUCCGUCACGCCGUCAGCGACCAUAUUAA
This is a messenger RNA of Anopheles maculipalpis, 459 nucleotides long. RefSeq names its product histone deacetylase complex subunit SAP18 (gene Bin1). Gene Ontology annotation, biological process: negative regulation of DNA-templated transcription. Bases 10 to 459 code for a protein of 149 amino acids. Lineage: Eukaryota; Metazoa; Arthropoda; Insecta; Diptera; Culicidae. Gene Ontology annotation, molecular function: transcription corepressor activity; transcription factor binding. The transcript is spliced from 2 exons. Gene Ontology annotation, cellular component: nucleus. The record is from RefSeq and is a predicted model, not a curated record.